UGCCGUGACUCGGUGACGCCGUCGCCCCGUCCGGCCAUGAUGGUGGACGGGCAGACGAGACGACGCACCCCCUCGGCCGAAGGACCACCGAGGGCUCCCGGCGUUGGUGGCGUGGGCUCCUCUUCGUGCUCCGACGGCGGCUCGGCCGACCACGACUUCGCGUCCGCCAAGGAGCCGAGCUCGCUCUCGGUGCCGCCCCCGGCGCAGCAGCCGCCCCCGGCGACACCGGGAGGAGGAGGAGGAGGCGGAGGAGGGCAGCCGUCCUCGCCGGCGCCCACGGACUCCGGCACGCCUCCGCCUCCGAGCGCCCACGCCUCAAGCGCCAGCCGCUCACGCUGGCUCAAGCUGCGCACCACGGUCCAGCUGUCUGGAGCCAUCAGCCACAUCCAGAAGAAGCCUCCGCUCAAGCGAGAGGAUUCGUUCCUCAAAAGAUUCUCGACGCGCCACAUCAACGAGCCUCGCACGGGGGGCAGCGACUCGGCGACAUCGCCGGCGGGCGAGUCGCGGCCGCGCUUCUUCUCCAAACCCAACUGCGAGCGCCUCCUGCUGGGCGUCAUCAACCCGGACGAGAACGCGCUCUUCGUCUGGCUCUGGAUCCUCACCUGGUGCGUGCUGUACAACGCCUGGGCGCUCAUCCUGCGACAGACGUUCACCGAGCUGCAGACCUCUUCCGUGCAUCUCUGGUUCGUGGCUGACAGCUUCGCCGACUUGGUGUACCUGCUGGACAUAGUGGUGCAGUUCCGCACCGGCUACCUGGAGCAGGGGCUCAUGGUGUGCGAGGCCCGCAAGCUGGCGGGCCACUACGUGCGCUCCAAGCCGUUCCUCAUGGACCUGCUCGCGCUCACGCCGCUCGACCUGCUCCAGUUCCAGAUUGGCAUCGCGCCGCUGCUACGCUUCCCGCGCUUCAUCAAGGUGUACCGCUGCUACCGCUUCUACUACAUGGUCGAGUCGCGCACCAUCUACCCGAACCUGUGGCGCGUCGUCAACCUCAUACACAUACUGCUGCUGCUGUCCCACUGGUUCGGCUGCUUCUACUACAUGCUGUCCGAGUUCGAGAACUACGACGGCGACUGGACCUACCACAAGCCGGACUCGCCCGAGUGGAAGGCGCUGGGACGAAAGUACCUGGCCUCCCUCUACUGGUCCACGCUCACGCUCACCACUAUCGGGGACCUGGUUACGCCCAGCUCCAAUCUGCAAUACAUUUUCACUAUUUUGUGCUAUCUCAUCGGCGUCUUCAUUUUUGCAACAAUUGUAGGUCAAGUAGGCAAUGUAAUUACAAACAGAAAUGCAAGCCGCCUGGAGUUUGAACGAUUGCUGGACGGUGCCAAGCUGUACAUGAGACACCACAAGGUCCCUCACCAAAUGCAGAGGAGAGUGCAGCGAUGGUACGACUACUCCUGGUCGAGAGGAAGGAUGCAGGGCGGAGGUGAUAUCAACUCUGCCCUUGGCUGCCUGCCGGACAAGCUCAAGACCGAGCUGGCACUCCACGUCAAUCUCAAGACGCUAAAAAAGGUAACGAUCUUCCAAGAGUGCCAGCCCGAGUUCCUGCACGACCUAGUGCUCAAGAUGCGUGCCUACAUCUUCACCCCCGGGGAUCUGAUCUGCCGCAAGGGAGAGGUCGCGCGAGAGAUGUUCAUCAUCGCCGAUGGCAUACUCGAAGUGAUCAGCGAAACUGGAAAAGUGCUCACUCAAAUGAAGGCCGGUGACUUCUUCGGUGAAAUCGGCAUCUUAAAUCUGGACGGAUUUAAUAGGCGAACGGCUGACGUCCGAUCUGUAGGCUACUCGGAACUGUUCAGUCUCUCUAGGGAAGACGUUCUCUCUGCCAUGAAGGACUAUCCCGAAGCUGAGGAGAUCCUGCAGGCGAUGGGUCGGAAGCGGCUCAUGGAGGCGCGCCUGGCGGCGUCCGUGAAGAAAGCGGACGACAUCAUCUCGCGCAGCACCGUCGGCGGAGGCACCGUGACCGGCGCCCUGCCGGGGUCGGCGGCGGGCGCCGGCGACGGCUCGGCUUCCCCGCAAGGCUCGGUGCACUCGAGGGGACCGCGCUCCAUGGACGCCAUGCGUAGACUGCGCAAGGACGUCAAGAACAUCAGGCAGCUUCUCAGGAGCCGCACCAACACCACCACCCAGAAACCACCAGAUAUACAGCUUGAAAUGGACCCCGUUCUGUCCUCAAUGGAUGAUCACCAAGAGGACAGCGAUGCGGCCACUCCGUCGACACCGGUCACCAAGUCCUUACACAAGCUGCUAAGGCGGUUCCAAACCCGCCAGGAUUCUCAAGGAGGCCAAGCACUCAAAGGCCUUGUCACCAGCAUGUCAUGCAUCAAGGGCGAAGAAGAGCUGGCCGACCUCGCCAAGAGACCAUCGGCUCUCAAGAGCAUGGGCCCAUCUAUGGGGACAUCUACCAACCAGGAGUCCAGCGGCACCAGUCCCGUGCAGCCCAUCGGCGCGGGGCUUCCUCUGCUGACGCGCAUCAAAAUGCUCCGGGACGCAGAGAAGGCCGCAAAGUCUUCGGCUCCCAGCGACGCCGCUUCCAAGCACUUGUCGAUUUCGCCCGGCGCUGGAGGAGGUGGCGUCCACGCGCGCCGCGAGUCGUACGCUCAGCAAGACCGCGCGAUCUCGCGCCUCGAACCGACCACGCACUCGAGCUUGCUCGAACGGCGAAGGCUGUCGCGGCUGCAGGCAAGCAUGUCCUUGGCGUCAACGGAAGUGACGUCGGCCGGCAGGUCGUCAACGGCAGAGAAGGCGGCGGCGCCGUCUCGCAAAAGCAUCGCCGACGUCCUACAUCGGCUCAAGCCUGGCGGCGACUCGACGAGCAACAAACAGCAAACACCGACCGUCACGCUCCAGGUGCACCCGCCUCCACCCAGCGACCCGGCCGCCGAGGCGGUGGCAAACCAAAACAUUCCGCUCCUCAAGCGAGUCCUCCUACUGAAAGCCAUGGAAGAUAAGAAGGAAAAAGAGUCUAAGCUUCAGACCACCGCAACCGCAACCGCGGCGUCAGCGCCAUCGGCGUCGGCGGACAAACCAAGUGCCUCAAGUAGUAACGUUGUGUCUACAAAGCUCUCACCUCCGCGACCGGACACGCUUUCUUUGAGCCCGCAGCGGGAAUCUGCGCCACCGGCAACGUCGUCCGCUCAAGUGUCCCUGCGGCGGACCCAGCCGGCACCGGCGAGCGCAGAGUCGGGUUCCGAUAGCGGGCCGCUGCAAAUGCUGUCGCCUAAGUUUGAACUGGAAGACGAGGUGUUUCGCAGUCCCAGCCCGGUGUCGGAACCGUGCGAGAUUAAACCAAGACUAACCCACGACGGUGGAGGUGGCGGGCGCGCCGUCAGUGGGGGAGGCGCCCGGCGGAGCGGCGGCUUUGCUACGACGACCUCCUCGGGCCCACCGGUCACAUCCGCCAACUCUGCCAUUCUUUUACCGCAAGGAAGCGUGAUGAGCAUGUCGCAGCGUGGCGCCUUGGACACACUAGAAGAAGCACAGCACAGCUCGGCCGACUCGGGAAGCCUAGACAUCCAGCGGGAGCCGCAACAGCAGUCGCAGACGCAACAACAGCAGUCUGACGCCAUGGCGCGACUAGCUCCCCCGGCAGCGCCCGGGACGACUACCCACUCUCAGCACUCUCAGCAGUCCUUCAGGAGCCGACUAUGGAGUCGAAACACGUUGGAAGGACACGCGGCAAGACGCACUUUGCUACAAAGAAUGGAGGCCGUCGAACUCGAGUCGACGGACGCUGGGUCGUACCAGGCGCCACCGUCCAGGCGACCGCCGUCGCCACGGACGACGACCCGAGCUCAGGGCAACGGCGGAGAGCAUCUCAGGGGCCGCAUUCGGAAAGUGAUCAUCGAAAGGCCGUCACCGGAGAACGGCCUGGAGCAGUGCCUUGUCUCGGAGCUGCUCACGCAGGAGGACGGUAUCGAGCAGUACGUGGCAGCCGCCAUGAAGCACAUCAAAAUUGCCUUCAAGACAUACCUGCAUGAGACCCAAGACGAACUACGUAAUAAGGUAGCUCUUCUAGAAGACGACCUCAAGCGAAAGGAUGCUGUGAUAUGUGACCUUCAGAGGAAGCUGCUUAUAAAGGAACAAGAACUCAGUCGCUUGGAGCGGGAAGUCAGCUACCUCGAAGAAGUGAGCAGUCUAAGCGACACUAGUUUGACCUGGUCCGACGAAGAGGACCUCGUAUUGACGAACGAGUCCGUGGAUAGUGCACGAGCCGAUCCCCUCCUCGAGGAGGAGGAAGAGGAAGAGGACGAUGGGGGCGAGCGGGGUCGAGCCCGGCAGCGCCUGGCCGCGCAGACCACCGCCGAGCACGUCGCCUCCUCAGCACGCGGAGGGGGGCGACCCUUCCUCUACUCGUGGCCCCGAGCCAGCCUCCCCAACGCGCGCUCGCACCAUCGACACCGCACGCCCCACAGCUCGUCGUGGCAUGAGCCUUCACUCUCGGCACUGGCCUCUGCCUCCGACUCCGCACUGUGUGGGGUGGCAGCUGCCAGGCUAAAGCCCGAAGACCUGUGGAAACUGGAGUUCCCGGCGAGCCAGGACCAGUCCAAGGCGACCAGCAUCGACUUGAGCCUGAGCACGAGUAAGAUGAGCAGCGGCGGCAGCUGCACAACGCUGCCGGACCUCGCGGUGCCGCAGCCGUACAGCCCGCCCACGAGGUCGGGCAGCGCGACCUCGCCGCUGCUCACCUAUCCGCGACCGCCGACGUCGGCCAACUCGGACGACUGGGAGGUGCAGAUGCUCGUCGAAGAGUUCGAGAAGAAAGUCCAGGAGGAACAGUGCGGCAGCCGCCGUCAUUCGAGCUGCGAGCCGCUGUCCUGGAGCCGAGCGCUAUCGCGCAACCUGACGCACGUGGCCUCCGAGCCGCACCACAAGCGACACGCGACCUCCACGUCAUCGCCCUUCGGCUCCCAGGAGGAAGGGCGAAGGCGGCGCCUGCGACGCAAGCACAGCCUGCGAGACGACCGCCUCCUGCGGUGCCUGGCCGGCCGCCAGGCCCCGGCGGCGGACGCCAGACCCAAGCUGACCCGGUUCGCCUCGCUGGACAUGCCUCGGUACCACCGCCAGCAGCAGAAGCAACACCUGCUGCAGAACCACUACGGGGACGAGCCCGGUGAGACCGGGGGAUUUCCCGAGAGCAGCUCCGGUGACCAUCUUAGAUCUAGCUCGUCCCGAGGCGCAGCGCUCAAGCGGCGGGCCUUCUGGCAGUCCAGGCAGCGGCACAACACGUUUUUCGCCGGCCAGCCGAGCUCGUCGGGGCUCGCCAACGACAAGCAGAGGCUCCUCGGUGCCUGGCGCAGUCUGGACGAAGAGUGCGAACCGCCCGAGGACGACCACCGGCGACUCCAGGAGACGUCCUUCUCCAACGAGUGCCUCUGGCAGCCGAGCCCCGCGCGUCCUCAGCCCGCCGCGGCGCUCGUGAAGCAGGCGUCCACCGCGUCCUCGGUGUCGUCGUCCUUCAGCUCGCACAUCGCCGGCUGGCCGUCCACUCCGUGCCUGCCGACCAUCAAGGAGGACACGGGAGGGGCCGCCGGUGCCGGGGGAGCCGGGCGCCACGACUUGACCAAAGCUCUCAAGCUCUCUUCGAGUGGCUCUCGGAGCUACAGCGAGAACUGUCUCACCGACGCCGACGUGGGAGCGGUGACGCAGCUGUCCCUGACGAGACGAAGCUCGUCUAGCGGCGGUGGAGGCACGUCGUCUUCGAACGCCUCGACGGAGACGACAAUACAAGAGCCGGCGUUGAGCCCACAACAGAGGCAGCAGCAGCAGCAGCAACAGCAAUGCAUUUCUUCUUCUACGCGGACGACUGUGGCAAUGACCGAGACGGUCGCGAGAUCGACGGGAGGACUGACGACCGUCUCGGCGGUGCAGGGCAAGGCCGACAGCGUAGCGAUAUCUAUACCUGACACGGAACCCAUCUGGAGUUUACCCUAGCGCUGUAAGAAAAAGAAAACACUGACACACAGACACACAGUAGAGAGAAUACGUAGAGACCUUCCUCGGUUCGGAAAUUGCUCCUAAAGAACGCUAGAAGGGAACCAGCGCUUGAGCGCAUGCAUGGCCUUUGAUUCAGUGUGCUUGGUCGUUCCGAGUCACGAUGUCGUGCACGGUGUCGUGUUUCUGUCCUGGUCGAGGUUUUCGAGUCUACGAACAGGGCGAGCUUUGGUCAUUCGUUGAGGCUGUCGCUUCGUCCAUUAUUUAACGCAUCAUUCGCAACCUUCGUUUUGUGUCUUUAGGUCGUAAUUAUUUGCGCAACGUUGUACUGUCAAGAAGCUUACCUUUUGUAUUUGCUGAACAUGUCUUGCGAUUUCUUACCAUAUUGUCAACUGGUUGCACCGUUUUGCAGAAGCAGUAACAUCGUUACGAUACAGCACGGUUAACCCCCGUGUCACAGGCGCAUUUUCAAUGGCCAUUCAAACCAACGACCGUCGAACUCUGCGACAAAAUCACUAUACUACUACAUUGCUUUUAACGACAAUUGAUUCGAUUGUCACUGUCUCGAUCGACGGAGGUCCAGAAAACCUCGCUAAAGCACAGUGUUGCCCAUGAAUAUGUCGCACGCUGCCUUUCCCUCGUUGCUCUAAUAACUUUUGCAUUAGAAUUUGAUGAAGGCUAUGGGUACCAUCUUAGCGUAAUAUAUAACAUCCAAUACGUAAGGCAUAAACCGAUACCUUUUUUUCAAAGUAAAAGCCGUUUCUUGAAUAAAUCUUUAUCACGGUGAUAUAUAUACCGCUGCCCUGCGUUAUGCAGGUCAAAAUUUCUAAGCUAAUUCAAAUUGCUCCUCUUGCGGCGAUAGAAUCGGGUGAGAUUGCAGGCUUUAUUCGUCUGCAAUUUCAAUCGUAGUUGAAAGCGCGCGCGUGGCACGGGUAUUACAUGAAUGGACCAGAUAGGCAAUCUUACUAAACGAACCGUAUAUUUACCAGCUCAGGAAACUGCGUUAAUGUAACACACAUUAUACUCCGCUGCUUAAGCAGGCACGUGGGCUAUUUCGCGCUGGCAUAGGCCGAGUCUUUUCAGAGGAUAUGUAUGUUAAGGGUGCGAGACAAGACGUGGCGUGCUGCGUAACGAGUGAAUUCGCGUCUGAUUGUCGCGGAGUACCUCAGUAUUGCCCUGCAGUGUGUUCAGUGUGCAGAAUGUGUUUUGUCGAAGCAACGUUGUAACGACAUCGUUUCGUCACGAUAUUGUACGAAUGUCAGGUUCUUGACUGCGUUGGCUGCCGUUGAUCCACGGUGCUGGUGCUUCGGAUUAUUAACGCUGUCAAUAUUGGAAUAGUGUAUUUGAAUAGGGUAUCAAGGAUAGGGCGAUGUUAAUACGGCUCGCGAGGUACUAUCAGCUUCUCUUGGGGGCCUGCUCGUGUUACUGGCCACUGUUGGAAGACCAGACACCAUUCCAAUUCUUUACGUUGCAUAUAAUUAGUAUCUCAGAGCCCACUUUCUAUAAAAACCAAUCUUUUCGAGACACUAAAUCGCGCUGGUAAAUUGCACCAUUUUUAGCUAACAAAAAGGUUCACUGCAAGAUGUGGACCGCUGUUGAUCAAAUGUAUGUGAAUUUUUGGCUCAGUGCUUAUUCGAAUGCGAUUCAUGGAGCGUGAGACGACGUUAGCCAGAGAUCGAUUAAUCAUGUCACAGUAUAGAACUAUUGCUUCCUAGUCAAACGUCGAAUGUUGUGCGUAUCGCUUCGUCACUGCGUUUGUUUCAAUCAGCGAUUUGCUUCGCUGGAAUUAAGCAUCCGAAUAAUUGUUGACCUUCUGUGAAGCGAGAGGCAUGGUAACGAGACUUCCCCCGACUUCGAUUCUGCGCUGUCAGUCACGUGAUAACUGGGCAACAAAUACGGCGUUGUUGCAUGCUUUUAAAGAAACCUCAUCUGGCUGAAUGCCUCACCUUUGACGGCAAUCUAUUCUUUCUAAGUGAGCGCAAAAUUUUCGAGCAGGUCGGGCAGUGCUGGCCUGCCUGCAGCUGUCUCGGUCGGUGAUUGCUCUUGUUGUUGCCAUUUAAGCCCAUGUUUAACAUCCACAACACCAUAGGAUUCACUGAUAAUCGAGGGGAUAGUACGAAAUAAUAUCAUAAAUUAAAUGCAGGACAACAUUUUACCAGUAAAUAACGGUGGUUUAAGCCGUACGAUAAUUGCUUUCUUUUUUCACAGCAGGUGAUCUCGGAGAUCACACUACCCGCUCAAUUUAUGUAACCAUCUGUCGCGGUGCAGUGGUUUCUAAUUUUUUUUUUCUAAUAUCCUUCCGAGAUCACUGUUUCACAAGGGAUGACGUUGUAGUGCCGUGACCUUCCUCACAGCGACCAAAGCGCGACGCCAGUGUUGGUUUCAAGAUUUUAGCAAUGCAAACGAGUUGGCGCUUUCAUUUCACGAAAGAGCCGCCAUUUAAAUAAUCUUUACCGAUAAAUUCGAAAGCGUAACUAUACAAAUCACUUUUAUAUGCUGCCUCGGCGUUUACAUUCUUUGCAUAGGCAUCGCAACAUCGUGUGACCCCAUUUCUUCUAACGCCCAGGCGCCAAAUGUAAUUAAUAGUCCCUUCUUGGAAGUGAUGUCGGCUUCCUGUACAACCGCGUUAGAACUGGAAUUAAAGCAUAGGAUUAACGCCACAGAGAAAACGCACAGCUCCCAUCACGAAAUUCGGAGCUCUCGUUUUAUACUAUUUUUUGAAAUAGUCAUCCGUCAAUGCACAGUGGGUGAUAGAACGCCUUUGUUGGAACCUGAAUGAACGCAAGAACAAGUUGGAGAAAAUUAAGGUCUCGGAAAAUAAAUUCAGAAAUAGUGUCCGAGCUUGCGCGUUAGAUGAAUUCAUGCGAUUGAACGCCUUUGUUGGAACCUGUAUGAACACAAGAAAAAAAGUUGAGGAAAUCAAGGUCUCGGAAAAUAAAUUCAGAACUAGUGGCCGAGCUUGCGCGUUCGAUGAAUUCAUAAAGAUAGUUGCUUGCGGUUCAACUCGCACCAUUUUUUAUACUAACGACCUUGAUUUCAAAACAAACAAGGCUGCCGAGAUUUCACUCGCACACUCAAACAUCUUCUUUUUUUCUUUUUUCUUUUUUCGGGGGGGGGGGGGGUUAUAACUCAUACUUUAGAAAAGAAAGUGACACAAGCGAGAUCUUUCGAACGUGACAACAUCGCUUUCCUCCGUCACGGUGGCGUCCCGCGCAGAUCGCGUUGUUCGCAGAUCGCGUUGAUCGCGUUGCAAAACUAUAUGCCACAAGUCUUCUUAGGCUUAUUCAUAUUUGGCAAUUCCACCGCAGUUUGAACGCGGAUUGCGUUCGCUUCUCCGUUCUCCGCGCGCAAGGAAACCAACGGGCGUCGCCCGCUCUGGAAAUAUUUCGUGUCUACGUGUGCAUAGUGACGUAGUGUGUGUACCGUGACCUUCGUCUAAACGUGUAGCCGCAGCCGAGUGCUCCCGUAUAAAGCUUAGGAUCACUUUAGAGUCACCACAAGUACAAAACGUGCAUGUGAAGUUCAGUUCAGCCGUCUUCUGCAUGCGGACGCUGUUCGUUCCCCCUCCCGGUACUAGGCUUUCUUUGGCGAGUCGUUCGAGCCUUGCGUUGGCUACGUUAAGCCGUUCGUUCGUGCGCCAUAGUGCAGAUGCGCAUUUUCUUUUCUCGAAUAUUUCUCUAGCCGCCUGAACCGCCCGACGUUUUGGCAGAGCCAACGUAACUCCUUCUUGCUUCGUAUGUAUAGGCUUCAUAAGCGCAAGGUACAAGAGUGUUCAAGUAAACGAUUUCUCGUUGUGAAAUUAGUGUUGACGUGAUAUGUACGGCUCUCUGGCAUAAAGAUGCCACCGCAGGGUUAUCUGUCUUGAACCUAUCUUGACCGUGGCACUACAAAAACAGAAAGUAACUUUGCGUGUUCACUUACAGACACAGAAAGGGAGAAGUAAAAGAGCUUUCCGUUGUGCUUGCUCUACAGUAGUGUAAACUGGAACUAAUGCAAAAGUAUCCAGCACUAAGCAAACUGAUUUAGCAUAAAGUGGGAAGUGUGGCCAUUGGACGCUAUAAACGGCGACAGGGAUAAAAGGACAGAUUAAGAAAAGGAUGAAAUCGAAGGUCUGACGAAAUGUUGUCUGCUCUGGAAGAAUCGUGGGAAGAACAGAAAACAGGCGCCGACCAAGGCUAAAUUUUUCCCCCCUAACUGACGUUUCGGUCCCGACACGGGAGCCUUGGUCACAAUUGUUCGAUUGUGAACAAGGCUCCCGUGUCGGGGCCGAACGUCAGGUAGGCAAACGCAUUGUUUAAGUAAAACUCAAAUUAAAACAUUUCGUUUAAUCGCGCGCGUUCCUGCGGCUGAUAUUAGCAGUUUGCAGCGUGUCCCUUGUUUCAGGGAUAUCUUCGUCCUCCUUUCUUUUCAGCCGCCUUUCUUGUUACCAAGUAAGAGACCGUCGAGAAAAAAAAGACAUAUACACAUAUAAGCCUGCAAUGUUCACCUCCUCUUCUUUCAUUCUCGUAUACGACGUUUCUUUUUUUCCUAGAGAGAGAGAGAGAGAAAGAGAGAGCGACGUUUCACGUCACAGUGCGUUUCAAAGCAGUGCGUAGACCAUCAUUAAACGUAGCCGUCGCGCGUGCCCGUGUACGCAUGCGCGUAGCCGUGUGACGUAGGAAGUGUCCCGUCUGUAUCCGUGACGCGGCGAGAGCAUGCGUUCAUCUCGCCGGACAGUGGCCACGGCGUUAGCGGCGUUGUGUCGGCAGAGAGUUGUCGCUGUCCCUGCGUGUGCCAUUGUGUGCGUGUGCGUGUGUGUUUGAUUCCGCGCGUAGUAGCCAGUGUCGUGCCGCGUUGUCUUCGGCCCCAGGUAGACCGCGAAAAAACUGUCAUACUCCAUCCCAGAACCCGGUUCACACGUACAAGUUGUCUUCUUUUUUAUGUGUGUGUGCGUGUUUCAUUAUUAUUGUUUUGCUUACGGCCACAGCUACAUUCACCCGUGGAUCACUAGAGCAGGAGGCACCAAAAUCGGCGUGGUAAAGGUGGCAAAUGCAAUGAAACAAGCAACACACAACAUCAGCACACGGUGACAAUGUAUGCAGUGUACGUAGCGUUAUGUGUGCGACGCAAGAAAGAAGCAUUGAGACUGUUGCUCAAAAGGAACGACAAAACAAAAGAGAAAAACACAUUCACAGGAAAGCUUCAUAGGUUAAAUUAUGGCCUUACUAAAGGAUAUGCGUCAGAGAUAAUAUUCACUGUCAUUUCAAGUUGUAAAGUAUUAGGUUCUAUCAUUUGCAAACAUGAUCUUUAUUAAACAGUUGCAUCUGAACAGCGUGUCUACUAAAGGCAAGAAAAAGAAAGGCCAACAAAAACAACACAUAUUGUGGAGGCUUUUGUAAGGCAUAUCCCCUUUUUUUUUGUACUUUCUUUCGAAAGGGGUCAGUGCUUGGCGAUGUUUGGAAGUGUUUCGACUUUGAUGAAGGGCCAAUUUUUUUUCUUCUGUACGUGUGAAUUCGACCGCAUGCUGUCACGGCACUACCGUUAUACCUGGUGAAACUCUGGUACAUUAAUUUGCGAUCGAUCAACUUUUCUUGUCGUUCAAUGUCUUAAAGUAUAACCGUGGCAAAUGACAAGCAGCACAAACCGGAUGCGGGCAAAUACACGCGAACGUAACGUGCAGCCGUGUGAACUAGACCCCGUACCUUUCAAAAUUGGGUGUUAAGUUGCUGUCGAUAUUGUAUAGACAUUCUAUAGAUAUUUAAGGAAACGCGGUGUCUAACAGGUUGGUUCUGUAAAAAUUCUAUAGAAUUUCUAACGAAACUAGGCCCUUGCGUGGAUUUUAGAUUUGUUGUUUGAGCACCUAAAACAUCUUCCAGCGGGCUUCCUCUAAAAUAUUUCUAGAGUCCUUUUAGUGUCUGCAUAAAUUUGAAACACACGAUUGCUUCUUAAAAACGGCUGGAAGAAAUACGUUGAUAGCAAUGUUUAAAAGGCACACGCGGAGAUCUGCGAAAUUUGUUGUUAACAAAGCUAUGUCACGGGUGAAAGCAAUACUCCAAACUAACGCACGAGAGCGCAUAUAAAUCAUUCGAUGCAAGGAAGAGUGUAAACAAAGUACUGGGCGCGAAUCCCUGCGAUGCGAGUCGCAGUAAAUGCAAUACGAUGCGAGUAAAGCUGAAAGGUUGGCCGACCAGUGUCAUUUCUUUUCCUUAAUUUAUGCGUGUAGAAACCUUCGUAUCAUCCAGAAGUUUCCUUGUACAAUAUUUUCCUUAUCCUAAAACACAUAUUUAAUUUGAACGCUCUCUUUACUGAACAAAGAAUUCCGAGCAGUUUCUUUCUUUUCGUUUUGUUUGAUUGUGCUCACGGGAUUUGCGAUAUCGGCGUUUAAUGAAUUGCAAAUAGGGACCCCUUUAUUUAGGUUUUCCUCGUAGAAAACGCCGCUCGCUACGCCUGAUGAGUUAAACGCUUCCACUUCUUUAAAAGGAUUUGUGGGAAAACGGCAGCAUUGUGUCGACGGGGAUAAACCCUUAAAACGGAACACAAUCAUUCUUUUCCUUUAUUUUUCAUUCCGUACAUUCUAAUUUCUAUUAUUUCUUUUAUUUCUUUCUUUUCUAAUGCUUAUUAGCAGAGGCUGAUCCCGCCACUUGAAAAGAGCCAAAGAGAAGCGAAUAGCGCCGCACUUUACGCUUGCGAAAAUUCCGGGUCUUGACAACUCUCUAAAUUUUGCAAAGCGCGUCGAAGAUAAAUGGUCUUCGUGGCGUUCUCUAAGCCGCAUCACUGCGCUCGAACUAAUUUAUGGCCCCUACCGUAUGAACUUAAGCCGCCUCAGGGAACGCGUGUGUGACCUGAUAUGCAUGUAGCAGACCCAGCGGCGUCGGCUACGUAUAUUAUACAUACUGAGCUUCCGUACCGUAUAUUUCGUUUGUAAGACUUAUGGAGGCCCCGUCGACUAUUCCAAUCGACUGAUCAGACAACAAACUAAUCGAUUGGUCAGACAAUUAUCUACUUCACUGUUUACGCCGACGCGGGAAACUAAACUUUAUCAAAUGUAGGUGAAAACCGUGGUGCGUCGCGCGAUUUUUCGGAGCGGGCAAACUGAAGGAAAUGUGUGGCACCACUUGUACGGUGAGCAUGACUUUGUGUGGUCAGUAUGCUCGGCAGUAUAUGAUCAGCACGCUUCUUCACGAACGGUCACGUUGUCUAGAGCGCGGUUAGUUUCAUUCCGUGAAAUUCUCAAUAUAUUAAACGCGAUGUUACCGUAUUACACCGAGCACAGGCGUUGACCCUUGGCUUCGCUCGCUGAGUACGUUGGUACCGUCCUCUAACGCCAUCAUCAUAUUGCGGAGGACGGAGCCAGAUUUGCUUGUCUAUUCAAACGUUAAGAAGCGCAGUCAGUUCACGAGCUGCAGAAAGUGAUGACGGCGAGUGCGCAGUUAAACGCAAUAACCACAACCACGUGACCACGUAACCGCUUUGACGCGUGCUGUGCUUCUUCUCGGCGUGGCCGGCGUGCAAUGAAUGCACCGGUCCACCCGCUUCUGAACAAUCAAACGUGCGUUGAUGUUGUGUUUAGGUAUUCGUGUGCUUACUGUGACGAGUCUGCAUACCAUGCGGCCAUUGCUGAUACGAUGUUACGUUGAAAGAGAGAGAGAGAGGGAGGUGGGACAGGGCGUUCGAGCAGUCUAGUCCUAAACAUAGAGAAAAAAAAACGAGACUGCAUUGCGUUUAGAAGAAUAGGACGCUAAUGGUGGGAAGAUGUCACCCUCAUCGCUAAUAAUUACGCCAUCGGAUACAUAGAAGCAGCAACCAGCGCGGUCUAUGCUGUCCCUACACAAAAGGAUUUCGCCCCCUCAGUGCUAGCUGACGUCACUAGACGAGGCGGAUAAGGUUAAAAUAACACUCGUUCGUAAGACAGUGCAAAGGCGAAGCACCGAAUCGUUCCCAACUGCCGGUCCACGGGUGAAUAAUAUUGAUCUCAAGUUUCACUACGGCAAUAAUUCGAAUAUCGAUGUGACCUGCUAUACCACCAAACAGACUUUCACAGGGGAACGAGGAUAGUACUCGGGGAUGAGGUCAACCAAACCGCAUCGCGAGCAGGGGGGGGGGGGGGGGCUUCGCAUCCGCAUGUUUUUCGCUAUCACACGGAAAAGGAAGGUUAUUCAGUUAAAGCGAGCGAAUAAUUAAAAAAAAGCUGCUUUAUUGUUGGAGCCGUUGUGAAAUCGUGGUGGAUGGAGGUUCCGAGGGCAUCUCGUCGCGAAUUGAGCACCCGGGAAAACUGAAAAGGCUUAAAUAUAUUUAUCAUGUACAGUAGAGAGAGAAACACAUAUGUAUACAUAUAUCUAUAUAUAUAUUUAGCGUGAUUCGUUGGCUUCGCAUAGCUUUUAUUUUUCUAGGAGAGCUUAGAAAUGCCGUUGCUACGCUUGCGGGAUGUCACACUCGGUGGCUUACAUUCUUAUUUGUUACGCUGAACUUUAUCUUAUUUUCGUCGCUGCUUCCAAGACGAGCGCACCUCAUCCACACUCACAUCCAGUGCCUUCAUUCAAAUACACACGCGCUGUACACAGACACAGAAACAAGAUAAAAGAGGAAGAUAAUAGCUCGUUGUUUGGACCUGCGGUUCUGAACGGUGUUCACCACUGAGAGUAUAUUUACGGGGAUAAGGGAUACAGCCGAGCUAUUACGAACCGAGGAAGGCAGCUAAUUGACUUCUUUUUAUUUAUUUAUUUUUCGUCUUCUUUCAAAUCUCCUCCUUCGUAUCGCUCUUUAAGACCGCGCGCACUUAGCACGGCUCUCUCUAUAGCAUUUUGACCCUGUUCAGUUCAGGACAAAAAAAAAAGAAA
Molecule: messenger RNA, 14750 nt
Organism: Dermacentor andersoni
Lineage: Eukaryota; Metazoa; Arthropoda; Arachnida; Ixodida; Ixodidae
Biological process (GO): monoatomic ion transport; transmembrane transport
Cellular component (GO): membrane
Molecular function (GO): protein-containing complex binding; intracellularly cyclic nucleotide-activated monoatomic cation channel activity
Source: RefSeq, a predicted model, not a curated record